AUGGCUGAGCCUGCCCUUCUCCUCGCGGCCCAGAUGGAGCGGCUGGCGCGGGCACCCCGGGCCUCACCGUGUCCCCGGAUCCCGAGGGCCCGCGUCGCCCGGGGGCACUGUGCCCAGUGCUGGGCCGACCUGGGCUGCAGCUCUGGCCCCUCCUCAGGCCGAAUGAAUCAGCUUCCCCAGAAGAGUCCCCUGCGACCACGCCCUGCUGGCUGCUCCCUGCUGUCCUCUGCCGAGAGCUUGUCCAUGGAUGGCUUUUGGAUGGAGGUGGAGCGGAUCCAACAGAGGGAUGAGCUGAGAGAGGAGGACAGUGGUGACAGCCAGCUCCCAGAGGGGGAAGCUGAAUCCCAGUGGCUGCAGGACACAGGCCUGUUGGGUCUCCUUGGUGGCCUGGGCUUGGCCAGUGAUCACCGGGAGCUCCUUUCCACCCUGACACAAACGCAGGUGGCCGCUGUGUGCCGCCGGCUGGACAUCUAUACCCGCUCAGCCCAAAGACGACACAAGGCACCUAUCAGAGAUGUCAGGGACAUCUUUGGGGUCUUUAAUUCAGGGGUAAUGUCUUCAGAGAGUGGGGACUCAGGUGUGAGAUGGACCCAGCUCAGUUGCGGGGCUUCCAAGUCUCCUCCAGCAGCAGAGCCUGGGAGGCCACAGGAGCAGGCUGGCCAGGAAGAAGCCUUCAACAUGGACUCUGCCUACUCGGAACAAGCUGCAGCGCUCCUGCAGAGGGCCAGGCCAUCCUUGGGAGGCACCUGUGCCUGGGGCAAGGGUUCCCUGCCGACGUUCCGAAUCCACAAAGGCAGACUUGGCGUGACGAGGAUAGGAGACUUAUCCCCGCAGGAUAUGAAGAAGGUCCCUCCUCUGGCCCUCAUAGAGCUGACCGCGCUCUGUGACGUCCUCGGCGUGGACCUGAGGAGGAGCAAGGCGGGCAAGUGGAAAGCGGCGGAAACUCGUCUCUUCGGCGUGCCCCUCGACAGCCUGCUAGAAGCUGACCACAAAGUCCGCCCCAGUGCACAGGUCCCGCUGCUCCUUCAAGCCCUGCUGUCCUGUUUGGAAAAGAGAGGGCUGGACACGGAAGGCAUCCUCAGGGUGCCUGGAUCCCAGGCCCGGGUCAAGGGGCUGGAACAAAAGCUGGAGAGAGACUUCUACAUUGGCCUUUUUAGCUGGGACGAGGUUCAUCACAACGAUGCGUCCGAUUUGCUCAAAAGGUUCAUCCGGAAGCUGCCAGCACCUCUGCUCACCGCCGAGUACCUCCCGGCCUUCGCCGUGGUGCCCAACAUCCCCGACCUGAAGCAGCGUCUGCAGGCCCUGCACCUGCUCAUCCUCCUCCUCCCGGAACCCAACAGGAACGCCUUGAAGGCACUCCUGGAAUUCCUCAGGAAGGUGGUGGCCCGGGAACAGCGCAACAAGAUGACCCUGUGGAACGUUUCCACUGUGAUGGCCCCUAAUCUCUUCCUGCACCAAGGGCGGCCCCCCAAGCUCCCCAAGGGCCAGGAGAAGCGGCUGGCAGAGGGGGCGGCCGAGGUGGUGCAGCUGAUGGUGCACUACCAGGACCUGCUGUGGACGGUCGCCUCUUUCUUGGUGGCGCAGGUGCGAAAACUGAACGACAGCAGCAGCCGGCGCCCCCAGCUCUGCGACGGGGGCCUCAAGACUUGGCUGCGGAGGAUACACGCAGACAGGGACAAGGCAGGGGACGGCCCGGAGGCGACUCUCAAGGUGGCGAAGAUCCAGGUGGCCUGGCCUACCAGUGAUGCCCUGAAGGUGCCUCUGACCCCCAGCACCAGAGUGGCCCACGUCCUGAGGCAGUUCACAGAAUGCUGCAGCCUUGGUUUGAAGGGUCAAGAGGGCGGUGAGGACGCAGACAGCCUCCUCCCCCGCCACAGGUCCAUGGAGUUGGCCAACAUCCUCCUCUGUGAAGUUGGAGGAAAUAUAAGUGAGCACUGCCUGGACCCAGAUGCCUACCUCUUAGAUCUGUACCGUGCCAACCCCCAUGGUGAGUGGGUCAUUAAACAGAGGCCCACCUAA
Messenger RNA from Propithecus coquereli (Coquerel's sifaka), 2019 nucleotides. It is a transcript of the gene ARHGAP40, whose product is annotated as Rho GTPase activating protein 40. Gene Ontology annotation, cellular component: cytoplasm. The record is from RefSeq and is a predicted model, not a curated record. The transcript is spliced from 15 exons. NCBI's taxonomy places the organism in Eukaryota, Metazoa, Chordata, Mammalia, Primates, Indriidae. The coding region runs from base 1 to 2019 and encodes 672 amino acids. Gene Ontology annotation, biological process: signal transduction; regulation of actin filament polymerization; regulation of small GTPase mediated signal transduction. Gene Ontology annotation, molecular function: GTPase activator activity.